CAGACUUGUGAGGUGUAAGAGACAUUCAAAAUUUUCACGGAAAAACAGAAAUAGAGUUUUCACUUGUGUUGGUAUUGAUGAUUUGAUUGGAGUCGCGAUAAUAAAAAAUUUGUUAUUAACAAUGAAUUUGAAAAUUUUUUUUUUGUUAAUAAUAUAUUUUUUGGUACACGAUACCACGGCGGAGGAUCACAGAUUGGAUACUUAUGAUAUAAAUAGUAUACAGAUAUUCAUUAAUAAUGUUCAUGAAAGAGCGCGGUCUUAUUAUCGGUUGGAAAAUACAACAUUGGAAGAUUAUGAAAAGAAUAAUAUUUUAAAAAUGAUAUUCAAUGACUUAACAAUUAUACUAACUGAGUUAAAUAAAAUGUCGAAUGAUUCACGUAAAAUUCUUUCAUCUGGUGACUUAAUUAGUUUCGUUGCUAGUUUAGAGAAACAUGAUCUAGAAAAUGGUUAUUCUGUACAACCAAAAUUGUCAGUAGAAUUGAACACGAUAUUUAACAUGAGUGAAACAAUUAAUUCAUACGCCGAACCCUUAUUGAAGUUAGGCAGCAGCAAUUUUUCUGCCGAACGAGAUAUGUCGGAAUUCUGUCCAUCUAACAAAAGUAUCCAACCAAACAUUGAAUUCAAGUUUGAACAGCCCAUUGUUCUUAAUGAAUACAUGAAAUUUAUUAAUAAUCUCACGAUAAUAAUGUAUAACAAAAAGCGAUAUAAUUUUUGUGGCCAAACAAGUUCAUUAAAUCAAGCAAUAUUCGAUUAUCAUCAUCAAGUUAUUGCCACGUAUCUAAAAGAAUAUAUAAUGCUUAAUUUCGUCGAUAUUAUCGAUGGACGUUGUUUUGACUGGAAUGUAACUCCAUUAUCAAGCACUCGUCGAAACAAUUCAAUGAAGGAAAUAUCAGAAAUCAUUAAAUUAACGAAAGAACUUCUAGAUCAUGCUAGUCUUCUUAUUUACAGAUGUGAUGCUGACUAUAGUAAUAAUACUAACGGAAAGUCAUAUUACGAAUUAGAACAUAUGAUACAAACAGUAAUAGUUCCCGAAAAAGAAUUAAGUACAACUGGCUCCUGUAGUCAUAAUUGUGAUUUGAACGCUAUAAGACAUUCGAUCAAUAAUAACGACUGUGACGAAUAUCAACACUGUCAGUAUCUUGACAGCAGCUACGAAAUCUGUGAAUCGACUGAUAAAACGAGUUCGAGACGUUACGAGUGGUUCAGAAGCCGCAGUGGAGCACCUUAUGGCAGAAAUUUCCCAAGCUGUAGUGGCCCAGUGAAGACUUUAUCCAGUUCUUAUAAUGCUUUUCCACCUAGGUGGUGUGACUAUUGUAUGUGCACCUGUGCCCAAAAAUCGCGACGAAAGCAUGUCAUCGCUGCAGUUAGUUUCAGAGAACAAGUCACCGACAUCGAUAAUAACAUGGUAGUCGUUGGUGUUAGAUUUAUCGAGAAAGGCAAAUUAAUUCAUGUCCAGAUAAAAGAACGGAAACUAAAACCUAUCAGCUCAGAUGAUAGAGGCUCAUGGAAAGAAUUGGAAGACAUCUAUCAGAGUGAUAAUACAGGGAAAUUUGUAAUCAAAAAUGAAAACUCCUCUAUAGUAGAGCUUAAACCGAUCGUCGAUUAUGGAGAAGCGAAAUUAAUGGACUGUAAUGAUUUUAUUGCGCCCACUGGUUACGUCGUUACAGGUGUAAAAUUAGGGUUUUCUAGAUUAUUUCUCAAUACUUUGAGUGUAAAUACCGAAUCAAUUCAACUGAGAGUACGCGUCACGCCUUUUGAUUACAAUAAAGGCAUACUAAUAAAUAAAAAUCAAACACACUGGAUCAAUGACAGCAAUUGGUUCUUGAGACGGCAACUAUUCAUAAGGAAUCCAGAUCUGCCAACAAAAUCACCUAAAAAUGUUAUUGACUCAAAUCCGAACGAAUUUGUUAGAUUCCGUGUUUCGGAUUUGAGGAAAGAUGGCGGACAAUCAACAAUACCAUUUUUUGAUGCUCAAAAUGUUGAAGGUGCUCCUGAAUUUCCGUUAGGGGGAGUCGGGGUCGUUCAUCGCGGUCAUGAAGGCUAUGGUGGAUUUGUUGCAUUAAGAAUUCACGAUUUGAAGCUUUAUAAUUACUUCAAUGAUGAAAUUCAGAAGCAAUCCUAAAGUUUAUA
Microplitis mediator is the source of this 2130-nucleotide messenger RNA. RefSeq lists its product as uncharacterized. Bases 122 to 2122 code for a protein of 666 amino acids. Lineage: Eukaryota; Metazoa; Arthropoda; Insecta; Hymenoptera; Braconidae. The record is from RefSeq and is a predicted model, not a curated record. The transcript is spliced from 7 exons.